This is a messenger RNA of Theileria equi strain WA, 903 nucleotides long. RefSeq names its product signal peptide containing protein. Gene Ontology annotation, cellular component: VCP-NPL4-UFD1 AAA ATPase complex. NCBI's taxonomy places the organism in Eukaryota, Apicomplexa, Aconoidasida, Piroplasmida, Theileriidae. The coding region runs from base 1 to 903 and encodes 300 amino acids. Gene Ontology annotation, molecular function: polyubiquitin modification-dependent protein binding. The transcript has 3 exons. The record is from RefSeq and is a predicted model, not a curated record.
AUGCAUCUUCUCUAUUCGUUUACAUAUUUCGGUGUGCUUUGUCUAUUCUCAUUGCAACAUACACUCUCCAUAAGAAUUACUCCACACUCCCUUUCCACAAUAUAUCCACAAGAUCCCCUGAAGAAACCAAGAUGUGGGUCCCAUUUUUUCAAAGGUUUGUCCAAUUAUGUAAGGCAAGCAGUUAAUAUUGCAAAGCUUGAGCUCUACGUAGAUGAUGUGAAUGUUAUGCUAAAAUGUGAGAACAAAAAGGAAAGACUUCUAAUAGUUUUGGAGUACGGUGAUGCCUUUGAUAGAAAUUUUAGUUUGAAUAAAACAGAAGAUGGGAAUAGCAUUCGUAUGAAUAAUAGCGAUAAGGUGCUGCUUCCAGAGGAACUUUUAUCACUCUUGUUGGAUGAAAACGUACGAGUACCUUGGCAAUUUAUUAUCCAAAAGGUGCAUAGAGUCACCCAACUUGGUAGACCAUUAACUCACACUUGCGUUCAAAGUACCGUAGACGAUUUUUUCUCUGCAAGAAAUAGCCACAACGAACGGAUUUCAUGUGCAUCCUUUGACUUUAGGGCACAGGAUAAUUUCAUUUUUAUUCCAAAAUGGAUGAUGAAAAGUUUAAAUAUCAGGCCGUAUGAUAUUAUAUAUCUAUCUCACAUACAACUGCUAGAUGCUACAUAUGUAAAGAUCAUGCCGAUGGAAAAAGAAUUUUUCGACCUCAAGGAACCGAAACUUAUUUUGGAACAGCACCUUAAACACUAUUCUACACUUACAAGGGGGGCUAUAAUACCGAUAAGUCACAAAAACAGAUUAUAUAACUUAAAAGUAGUGUCCAUAAAUACUGAAAAGAAGCAAAAUAUUGAGUGUGCUUCUAUACAAGAUAUAGAUGUAGCUGUAGAUUUGGUUAGAGCUAUUUAA